This is a messenger RNA of Gopherus flavomarginatus (Mexican gopher tortoise), 9861 nucleotides long. RefSeq names its product major facilitator superfamily domain containing 6 like (gene MFSD6L). The transcript is spliced from 3 exons. The record is from RefSeq and is a predicted model, not a curated record. NCBI's taxonomy places the organism in Eukaryota, Metazoa, Chordata, Testudines, Testudinidae. The coding region runs from base 176 to 2140 and encodes 654 amino acids. Gene Ontology annotation, cellular component: membrane.
CGCGUGCGCAGUGCGUGGCCGGGGUGAGCCCGUACGGCGCAGCGCGUGAGGAGCCGGCCCCAACCCUCAGUGAUGUAAGUGUCACCAGAUUCAGACUCUGUCAUGCACACUCUGCUUCCUGAUCCCAGCACCAUAGAAAUAUUGUGUCCCUUUCGGAAAGCAUGCAACCAAAGCCAUGAGUACAAAUAAACAGUGGGAUGUUAACAAAGCGCUGGCUGUUGCCAGCCUCUUCCAUUUUUUUUCCAGUGCAGGAAAUGCCUGUGUGAUUCCAUUUUUAACUCUUUACUUCCGGCAGCUGGGGCUGACUGCCCCUUUAGUAGGUAUUAUCAUUGGAAUUAAGCACUUAAUAUCAUCUCUCUGGGCUCCACUAUGCUCCUACUUUGCAAAGAGCCACAGGAAAAGGAAAGUUCUCAUUACUGGAUCAUUGCUGUGUUCAGUGGGAACCGGUUUGCUGCUUACAGUUGUCCCACCUUUGAGUAAGGAUGUUGUGUACAAAUAUUGUAAUAUAAGCCAGCAAUCAAGUAGCUUAUUGAAUUCAGUCGAGAUGCCUGACAUGAGUCUGAACAAUCUGAGUGCUGUAAAUCCCAGUACAGUUACCAAUAAAGAAAUGGUGUCCGCAGAAACACUAAGAACAGCUACAGAUGUUUCGGUGACGAGUGGAAAGCCACCACUAACAAGUUCAGCUUUCCAAGAGUUGUUUAACUUUACAGAUGCACAGAAGAAGAAUGGUAAAAUAACUGGUGAAGUGGAAAUAACUGCAGACCAUUACAAUAGUAGGCCUUUUGGCAAGAUAGCCUCUUCUAUGAAUGCAAUUAACGAGAUGAUACAAGAACUUGAGACACUCACUUCAAAUGAAACACCAAUCCAUAGGCUUGAGAAGGAAACCAAAACUCCAGAGGCUGGGCUGCUGAAUGUGAAUAGUAAUCCUGAGAAAAACCUUUCUAUUGGUGGAAGUACUGAAUUUUCUUUACUUCAAACAAACCCUCACCCUGCUGAUCGAGCUGUUUAUGUUUUUGAAAAUCUGUCGAGUCACUGGGAGAAAGUUCGGGAUGUCAACUUUGAGCUUCUACAAGAUAUUAACUUUCUUGACCGUGAGCACCAGAUUUUUCUCAUGGUGCUAGGUGCUGUUGUGUUUUGGGAGCUGUUGGCUGCACCUCUCGAAUGGAUGGUUGAUGACAGUCUUUAUGAAUAUCUUGACUUUGUUGAUGCAACUGACCGAUAUGGGAAGCUUUGGAUUUGGAGUUAUUUGGGUGCAUCUGGAGGAGCCUGUGGUAUCACCAUAUUUGUAGAUCAGUUGAACUGCUUCCUCAGUGCUAAAAUCUCUCGUCUCGCUGUGCACUUCUAUGGCUAUGCUGUACUGAUCACACUCACAUUGCUCAUCAGUGUCUUUCUUCCUAUCCAUGUUUCCAAGAAAACAGAGCAUGUGAACAAAACUGUCAAAGCUUUGAACCUCAUUGGAAGUGAUGGCCGAACAAUUCUUUCUGCUGUCACCGUCUUCCUUACAGGAGUCAUUGGAUCUACUGUGCAGAAUUUUCUCUUCUGGCAAAUGCAGGACCAAGGCAGCAGUGAAUUAUACAUGGGUGUCUCAGUGGCUAUUGGACUGAUUGCUGAAAUUGUGCUUUAUGUCUUUAAAAGCAAGUUACUAAGGGCUCUCUCAAGUAAUGGUACUGUCGCACUGAGUUUAAGCUGCCUUUCAGCACAGCUUCUGUACUAUUCAUUCCUAUGGAAUGCAUGGUCAGUACUGCCUAUUCAGAUGUUGUGUGCCUUCAGCAAUGGUGCCUUAUGGUGGGCAGUUAAUAUGUUGGUUGACGAUGUAGCCAGUCCUGGGACAGAGAGAGCUCUGCACAUCGUCCUUCAGGGCCUCUCAUAUGGUUGUGGAGCUAGCCUGGGAAGCUUUGCAGGCGGAUUUGUUGUGAGCCACUUUGGCUUGGCAGUUCUGUAUAGGGCAUGCUCUAUAAGUUUGGCACUGUGGUUAAUCUUGUUCCUGAUUGUCCAGUCUAAGUUGCCUCGGCAGAAAAAAAUUAAUUAUUCUCGUCUCCUGGCUGCAGAUCCUAGUGAUGAGAGUGACUCUGACGAGGAGAAGGAAAGGGACUGGCUAGUGAAAGCUAUGAAAGAUGAGACCUUCAGUAGGAAUUGGUAACACAAUCAUAUUUGAUCAGCUGUUCUGCAGUAGAACAAAUUCAGAGUACAAAGGUGAAAUUAUUAGGCAGGAGGGAAAGAAAUGCCCAGGAAUGACUAAUAAUUCCUAAGUGAUGGAAUAGACUGUACAUAUUUGCUUGGAAAGCUGUGUAUCAAGACUAUGUUUUAUAAAUCUUUUAUUUUCUUAAGAUUAAUUUAUAGUAAAUAUUUGUAGCAUUUUUUAACUUAAUCAUUACGUUUCCCAAAUCCAAGUGGAAGGCCUUUUGAGAUGUGCGUUUGCUAAAAUAACUGCAAUUUAGUUUUUAAUCCAAAGGCAGAAUUUGGAUGCACAUUUCUCAGAGCUAUAGCAGCUGACGGUGGGAGCUGUAUCUUAGCACAGUCUAAUCAAUUUUUAAAUAUUUACAGUGCACUAAAGUCAGUAAGAAACCAUCCCUCCCAGGCUCAGUUUUCAACAAAUAAGGAUUAUUAAUGAAAGAAACACCCUGUUGGCUUUAGUUUGACCUCUAAAAUCAGUCUUGCUGUAGGCUUGGUCAGCAGUGAAAAAUUAUAUUGGCAUAGCUACGUUGGUCAGGGGUGUGAAAAAAGAUAGCUCUGGCGACACAACCCCUAGUGUGGAUGCAGCUAUGUCACCAGAAGUGCUUCUGUUGAUCUAGCUAAUAUAUUUGGGGAAGUGCUGUCCCUGCAUGGACAGAAAAACCCCUUUUGUUAGCGUAGGCAGCAUCUACAUUAGGAGGCUGUGCCGACAUAACGUCCAUAAUGUAGACACAGCCAUAGACUGCACAUGUUUAUGAUGGCAGUGUAGUCUAGUGGAUAGAGCACUAGGUGAUCUCAGAAGACUUGGCUUCCUCUGCCACUGGCCUGCUGGAUGACUUUGGACAAGUCACUUUCCCUUCCUGCACCUCAGUUUUCCCUGUCCGUAAAUGAUACUUUGUAAAGGGCUUUGAGGUCUAUGGAUUAAAACCCCUGUAAGAGCUAGAUAUUUAUGGUGGUUGUUUAGCUAGGGGUAUAAUUGUUUAGGUGACUGUGAAGACAGUGUUGACAAAUAACUGGGCUUCCUUAUAGUCAAUAUUUUUAAAAGGGUGGCUGGAGUACACCCCCAAAUGUUGGCUCACUGAAUUCAACAAAGCAUCAUGUGGCUUAUCUUUGACAUAGUGCGUCCUUGGGCCUCUGAGGACCAUCUGUUUCAUCUUGAUCUGAGUAGCCUCUGCUUGGAUCAGUAUGCAGUAAUGCAGGCAGGUGACCUGUGUGUAUACUUGUAGCAUGGUAUUCACAAAAAUGCUUAGCACUGGACUGAACUGCUUCCAUUGUAAUCAAUAGAAUCAUUGACUUCUGUGGGAGCACAGUUAAGGCCCAGGCUGAGUGCAUUUGAAAAUCCCACCCAUAUAGUCCCCAUCACUGGAGUAUUACAAACUUUAGUAAAUCAUCCUUGUAAGGUUGGGAAGUAGCAUCGUCUGCACAGAAAGAUGGAAUGACUUGCCCAGUGUCACACAAGGUGUUUGUGGCGGAGCUGAAUCUAGAUCUCCAAAGUCCCAGGACACUGCUGAAACCACAGUGCUAUCCUUCCUCUACCUGGACUUGUGCAGACUGCAUCUCCAUAUUAAGGAUAGAGAUGGCUAGAGCACCAUCUUUUAUAUCUUUCAAAAGAUAGCUGCUACCUUCUUUAUUUUGUGCAAGUUAAACAUGGCACUUUCUACACCCUUUUGAUUGGGGUAAGUUUGGGCAACCUGUAUUUUUAGAAUACACUAUUCAGUGCAUUUGGACAGGAAUGUAUCUGCACUUCUCAGGGGCUGGUAAAUGAGUAACUUUAAAGAGCCCCCGAGAUUUGUCCAAUUUAUAAUCUCAAACGCAUGCAAAUUCCAGCAUAGUUUUCUUUAUAGGCACCUACAAAAUAAAAAUGAUUUGGCUGACCUCACCAAAAGGUCCAUAUUAGACCUAACUAAAAAUGGGUCAUGAGUCUUUUUGCCCUUCAGGCUAAGGUUGAGUGUAGUGUCAGUGUAGUAGUUAUACCAUCUUUCAAAAGUUUACCUCCUUCCUUUUCAGAGGAAUGGGGUUUAAUGCUUAGUGGGUGUUUCAAUAUAGUUUGCUAGUUCAGGCUUAAAGUUUUACAAACCAUGAGAGUGGUAGCUGCAAGCAAACUAAAUAUUUUGGCACGUUUAACAUGCAAUAGUAGCAGCACUCAUAAAAGAGCUGUAAAUAAAAUGAUAUGCACUUGGCUUAAUGAAUGUUUGACCUAACACCUUCCUAAUUCAUUGGGAAGUGGUACAGAAGUGACCAGCAAGGAAAGGGGAUACCAUUGAAUGGUAUUUUGUUGCUAAUUACACAUCAGUAACAACUGAUAUGCAUGUCAGAUCAUUUCAGCCCAACAAGCUGCCCGCAACUUGCUGGCACAAAUCCACUUUGCCUUGCAAUAUACUCAAUUCUCUAUAUAAAGCAUUUCAAGUAGUCCUCGUGCCAAGAACAGCUACAAAACUUAUUUUAUCUUGUCUAUCAGAAGGGGAAAAAAAUGUUACUAUCUCAUAGGAAUUCAAAUCAAACAAGCUGGGAACAAUUUUAGUGUCAAAAGAAUUUGCAUCUCAGCCCUGUUAUCACAUAGUACCUCAUCAGCAAGUGGUGAUCAGUAAUACAUAGCACAAAUUACUUAUUUUUAAAAGUUAAAAGGUAUCUGACAGCAACCAUAAGUAAAAUAAAGAAGUUGCCAAUGCAGUAUUUAAAGGGACAGUGUCUGUUAGACACUCUGAUACACGGGGAUGUUUAGAAAUUUGAGAGAACUUAAAUUUGGCCUCAAAUUUAGUAAAAACAAGCUUUUGUAAAACCUCAGACCAAUGGAAAUGUACAUUUUUAAAGUCCAGUGAAAACAGGUUUUUUUAAUCAGAAACAGUCGCCUUCAGCGGUUGAAACUCUAGAUUUUAUAGCAUAAAAACUCUGGAAGUGAAACUGACUCAGUGCUCUUCUACAACAGACCUUAACUACGUAUGUUUCUACUUAAAUCUGUGCAACACCCUUGUGUAGACACUUCCUCACACCUUUCUCUGCUUGAAGCUGAGUCUAUCUCUGCAAUACUCUCAGCCCCAGCAAUGAAAAGUGAGGGGCUGUGUGCAGAAUAAUAGGCGAUUCUCCUGCCCUUUAGAGGCUCAACUUGCUGGUUCGACAGCAUUCCCAGGCCCUUCUACCCAGCAGAACAAGGGGCAAAAUUUAACUGUCCUUGACAUUCACUUAACUCCUUUUAGUUGGUUUUUCUAGCUCUAAUUCCAUUUGCUUUAGUUGGUUUCUGUCAUAUCCCUAGCAUUGUUUUAACAACUAUGAAACUUGUCAAGGCUUUUAAUGCUAUUAGGACUAAAAAACCAACAACUUCAUAUCAACUAAACUGCCAUUGUGUAGUGUAGGUAUUCAAUCUCUUGUAAAAUAAGUGAAUGGCUACUCUUGGUGGAUUUAGAAAUACACCCACACCAACAACAUGUACAUAGAUCACCUACUAAUAGCCCCAAAGUAUUAAUGAAAUUCCUGCAUGGAUGUUUUCCUGUUGCACUAUCAUUUAUUAUUAUUUACAGUAUUAACAGGAGUGUCCUAUGUAAGAUAUGGGAGCUUUAAUUGUUGUGCUCUACUUGGCAAUGGAGAGGCCUCACUUGGAGUACUAUGUCCAGUUCGGGGCACCACACUUUAAGAAAGAUUUGGACAAAUUAGAGAGAGUCCAGAGAAGAGCAACAAAAAUGAUAAAAUAUUUAGACAACCUGAUGUACUGGGAAAGGUUAAUAAAACUGGAUGUGCUUAGUCUUGAGAAAAGACGACUUUGGGGCGGGGGCUGUGGGGACCUGAUUAAGCCUUCAAAUAUGUAAAAGGUUGUUAUAAAAAGGAUGGUGAACAAUUGUUCUCCAUGGCAACUGAAGGUAGGACAGGAAGUAAUGGGCCUAAUCUGCAGCAAGAGAGAUUUUGGUUAGAUAUUAAGAAAAAAAUUCUAACUAUAAGCAUAGUUUAGCACUGGAAUAGUCUGCCAAGGGAGAUUAUGGAAUCCUCGUUUUUUGAGGUUUUAAGAGCAGAUUAGAUUGAUUUUUAGUAGGCAAGGCCUCAGUCACUAAAAUUAGCAGAUUGGUUGUGUAAGAAAGUGCCAACAUAGUCACUUUGCUGACCAUAACUAAUCUUUAAAGUCUGCAGAACACUACACAACUCUGAUUCAAAUAGCCAGAAUUUAAAUAACUGGUUGCAUCAUCUUAUAUUUUGAUUUUUAUCACUGAAUCCUAAGAAAACUACCUUCUGCAACAUUCUAGGUUCUAGCUUUUUCCUCUGUGUCCUAUACAAGCAUUGUAACCAGAGCUGUGUGCAGCAGCGUGGCUUCAUUUCACAGUGUGAUGUUGCAAACUUAUCCUUUAAUUUCUGUUCAUGUGUGGUUCACGUUCUCUGAGAUUUCCUUAAAGUUGCAGGAUCCAACAGAACUACAAUCUCAAAGCGAAAUUCAGGUGCAAUUGUAAAUUUUUCAUGCUUCUGAUUCAGAAUUGUAAGAAUUGUCCUGGGAGCUCCAAAAAGAUUCAUUAGACUCAGCAGACCUUUCUACAAAGCUUUUUUUCCACUCUUGAGUUUGUAACGAAAUAUAAAUCCAGGUGAGUUUCUAGAAAGGAUUUCAGGUUUUGUAAUGGACACUUUCCCCAGCUCUGCUUGUAACAAAUACAUCUCCAAGUCGAUUUCCUUAAAGUGGCCCCAGUUAGCUGUAACUUCACCUGAAUGUCAGAUAUUUUCAGCAAUGUUAUAUUACAAAUAGGAAUAUUUGCAUGUUCCAAAACUUAAAAAGUGGAGCUCUCCUGAAUCUGCCCUCUUUUAUCAUGGAAUAUGCUGCCUUUCCGGCAUCAUGUGCACUCUAUCAAACACCACUAAGACUUUUCAUAUUACUUUACCAGUAAAAAUGCUGCUCAUUCUUUUUGCCUGUCUCUGAAAUAUGCGCUGUUCUGAGGGCUGUGUGAAUGGUGUGCUCCAAAUCAGAUUUAAGCACUUGGAAGAGUGAAAUAAGAUUGGAACUCGAUAUUGAAUUGCUAACGUUGCAAAUUGUUGAGAUGGUACCUUCUGUAGACUUCAUAAUUGAAGAUACCUUGUACGCACUUUCUGAGCUAUUAAGCAGGUAUUGACUCUUGGUUAGGUGAACAUGUAGGGAACUAACCCAAGAGAUAAAUAUUGACCGAGAAGGAUAUCAAUAUUUACCCUGAGAAUUCUUGAAGCUUAUUAAACAUGAAGUCAGCAUACAGUAUAUAUUGCUACAUUCAUUCAAACAGACACAUUUUUAAAGAAGCCUCAACCCAGUUUCUACUCGUUCAGGGGCUGGGACUAAGUCUUCCUAUGUGUGUGUACAUUGCUUAACCUAACUGGCCUCAAUCCUCAUUGGGACCUCUGGACACUAUAAUACAAAUACUGUUAUUGUGCCCAAAGUCAAUGAUGCAUACAAAUUAGGUAAAGAAACACCUAAAACGCUAGUAGUCUGUAACCCAAAAAUAGAAGCUAGAUUGAGGUACCUUUACAAAUUUAAUCUUAAUAUCUUCAUCUGUAACAUUUAGAAAAUUUUCCGCUAUGGCUGUGGAUUUCUGGUAUAACAGUUUGCUUUCUCCGUCUAUCCUUCCUCUAGGUUGUCUAUAGUGACAAUCACUCUAGUAACUAAAACUGCUCCCUUCUAUUUGGGCCAGCAGUCUACCGGGGAGAUAAUGUUAGAUGGCUAGUAAAAAAGUAUAGUCAUGUGACCCAGCCAGCCAGGUAACAGAACUUUGUAUGUGUGAUUUGAUUGGACAUAGGAUGAAUUCAAAAACAUCUGUAAUUGACUUCUGAGCCAAUGAUGUUGCUGUUGUUUGCAUAUGCAAUCUAAUUAUUAACGAUGAUUUCAGAGUUCCCUAUUGAGUUAAGCGAUAGAAAACAGCUGAAUUAUCACAUGACUUGUAAAGCCAUGAGGAGCCAAACAUUUAUUUUAUAGUUCUUCCACAAGAAUAGGAUUUCAGGUUCACCAAACUGAAGAGAGCUGGUAAAAUCUGGAUAUAGGAACCUAGAUUUUGCAGGUAGCCAUCAGCUGCCUUGUGUUGCUCAGUGAUAUAUUUGAAUGUGAUGAUAGGCAGAAGUUUAACAAUGUGGUGAUUAAUUGAGAGUACAUGGCCCUUGCUGCUUCAUGGAAAAUUUUUUGAAGGCUUUGAUUCUUGUGUAUUUUAUAGUGUGUGCCUUAGAGCUAUAUGAAAUUUCUUAUUGUCUACUCAAAUAAUUGCCUUUUAAAGAGCUCUAAAUCACCAUAUCUGUCUUAAUGUUUUCCCACCUGCCGUUUAAUAUUUUUGGCAUUUGUCCGCAUAUCUCAAAUACUAUAGAGACUGUGUUGCUGUUUUCUUGAAUUAGGCAAUGCACUUUAAUAUUAAGCUUUUAAUAUAUGUACCCUUUCUACUGGAUAUCAAUGUACUUGCACCCUUUGACUUUUUAUAGAAAUAACUAUGUACUGAGAAAUUGUUGGACUUUUAAGACAUUCUUCAGUUACACUGGAAGUUUUGCUAUUAGUAAAUCUGUUUUUAUGCAGCCUAAUGUAAAAAUCUUUUUAGAACAGGGUCCAUUAAAGACUUUUAGCCUUGAAUUCUAGGACUUUGGGAGGCUGUGCAUGUAGUCAGACUUACACAUUUAUGCUUGAGAAUUGAUUUGCACAGGGCAUGCUGACUGGAACAUAAAUGUGCUGGCCUGCUUGCAACUUGACUUCCUACCUUACCAUGUGGAACGGCCAACACAUCUGAAUGUAACUUUUUCAUUUGAAAUUAGUUCUGCCUUCCGUUUUGCAGUGAUUUUAUUUGAUGACGACGGUGGAGCAAACUGACCUUCAUGCUUUAAUUGGAUCAUAAACUCAGCCAUGUGAUUCUUUAACUGUUGCUAGAUUAAAUCCUGUAUUUUUAGUAGCACAAUAUAAAUGUCUAAAACAUUCUCAUUUUGGCCAGUAGCGUUUUACACUCCUGAAGAUGAGACUAUCCCUGUAAAUAUUCAACUCUUCUGUUGAUUAAACAGUUUACACUGUUGUUUUUCCCUGCAAUGCAGAGCAGUGAAAACAAAUCUGAGGUGAUUUUCAUUGAGAGCUCACAAAUGGGUUUUAUGGCGGAUGCUCUUCAUUUAAUGAGCUGAGUCACAGUCAGAUGCUGGAUUCUUUUACAUUUUACAUGUGUAAUUGAGGUACAAUAAUAAGCUGCUUGAUUUUAAAAACAAAUUGAAGUAUAAAUAAACCAGCAGGUGUUUGUACUUGUACAGGAAAGAGCCAUUUCCUGCCUCCACAGAGAUUGUUUGCCUCAUUAACAAUAAAUGAUUUGACCAAUAGUUGAAAAGUACAGUGCAACUUCUAAAAACUUGCAGUGCAUGAACUAGGAAGCCCAAGAUAUUCUUGGGGCUGAACAGCUCUUGAAAAUACUGAGGUUAUAUAUUUUCCGAAAACCACAAUCUCGUCAAGUGCCCGAUAUUGCAUUCCUUAAUGCCCUAAAUUACUGCAUUAAUACAGUGCAGGUGAUGGUACUGUAUUUGCAAAUCAUUGGUUAUUAAGAGAGGGAAAAGGUAUUCGCGUCAACUACUGUGAAUAAUCACAGGUCAUCCAUGCUGGGUUCUGCUGCUGUCUUUCAAUUUGAAAUCAACAUUUCCAGAAUCCUCUGCCUUUCAUAAACACCUCUUCAUUUGUCAUCUGUAUAUUUUUGCUGCCAACCUCUGUUUGCACUGAGUUUACAAGCAGAAUAAAUACCUUUUAAUUAA